CCCGCUCUCUCUGUCCCUAGGAAGCCCAGCAAAUCCAGCUCUCAUGCUGCCACCACCCAGGGCCACUCUGCCGACUCCAACCCAGAGAGAGAGUCCAGUGACAGCCGGAGCCCCACUGCAUCCUCCAAGAAGUCACCUCUGGAUGGCAAGAAAGAGAGGAGGGACUCUGCUGACUCCAGGUCCUCCACCACCUCAGCCACCUCCUCCUCUUCCUCCCCCCAGAAGAGGCUCUCGGGAGAGAGGAGAGCCUCUGUGGGCUCCAGCUCCUCUCCAGCUGCCACAGGGUCCCGGAGAAACUCCAGUGACAGCAAGGAGGAAAGAGCCAACAGCAGCAAGGGCAAACCAGAGACACCACGGACCCCCACCAGCCCCUCCUUCUCUCCCAGCCCCUGUUUCCUGGCCCCCUGUUACCUCACAGGGGAUUCCGUGCGGGACAAGUGCAUCGAGAUGCUGACGGCCGCGCUCCGUAUGGAUGAUGACUACAAGGAGUUCGGUGUCAACUGUGAGAAGAUGGCAUCGGAGAUUGAAGACCAUAUCUUCCAGGAGCUGAAGAGCACGGACAUGAAGUAUCGCAACCGGGUGCGGAGCAGGAUCAGCAACCUGAAGGACCCCAAGAACCCCGGGCUGAGGAGGAACGUGCUGUGUGGGGCCAUCGAGCCCUCCCUCAUCGCCCGCAUGACCGCCGAGGAGAUGGCCAGCGAUGAGCUGAAGCAGCUGCGGAAUGCCAUGACCCAGGAGGCCAUCCGGGAGCACCAGAUGGCCAAGACGGGCGGCACCGUCACCGACCUCUUCCAGUGCGGCAAGUGCAAGAAGAAGAACUGCACCUACAACCAGGUGCAGACACGCAGCGCCGACGAGCCCAUGACGACAUUCGUGCUGUGCAACGAGUGUGGGAACCGCUGGAAGUUCUGCUGACGGUGCCGUUGAUGGGGCUGGAGGGAACGUGGUGCGAGAUGAGAUGCUGUGGUGCCAUCACACGUGGAGAGGAGGGUGACAGGGUGGCACCAGUCCCUACACCCUGGCUCCCUGAUUCCUUGCACUGGGCUCCCUCAAACAUCCCAGGCAGCCAGGCUCCAGCAAAGUCUGUUUUGCUCGAGAAGGUCCCAGUGAAUUCAAUGGUUCCUCCCUGUAAAUCCCUUCCCUUUGCUCGGGUUGAGCUGGGAUCCCACUGGGAACAGACUCAUCCCUGGAUAGGGGGACUGGUAUGACCUGGCAGCGUGCCCUUCCCUGUGGGAAACCUGGACUUGGAUGAUUUGGGGCAGGAGGAAUGUCAUCCCAUGGAUGUGGGGCUGUGCCCGGGGUUGGGGAUGGGAGUGGGUCAGGUUUUAACCCAAACACCUUCUUCCUCACCUGAACACUCAGAGGGAGGACAUGGAGGGGAUGGGGUGGUUGCAGGGUGUCUGGAUGCUCUUGGGAUGCCACCGUGUCCCUCUAUUCUGAAACACAAGGACAAUCCAUCCUGGCUUGAGGGCACUGUGUCCCAGGGAAGAAGGAGGGAUGGCAGGGAGAGGAGUGAGGAAAAACCCUCCAGCCAAAGCAAUAAAGGUGUGAACUGUCUCUGA
Molecule: messenger RNA, 1562 nt
Organism: Neopelma chrysocephalum (saffron-crested tyrant-manakin)
Lineage: Eukaryota; Metazoa; Chordata; Aves; Passeriformes; Pipridae
Product: transcription elongation factor A protein 3-like
Exons: 10
Biological process (GO): DNA-templated transcription; transcription elongation by RNA polymerase II
Cellular component (GO): nucleus
Molecular function (GO): nucleic acid binding; zinc ion binding
Source: RefSeq, a predicted model, not a curated record